Molecule: messenger RNA, 1318 nt
Organism: Daktulosphaira vitifoliae (grape phylloxera)
Lineage: Eukaryota; Metazoa; Arthropoda; Insecta; Hemiptera; Phylloxeridae
Gene: Slbp
Exons: 4
Coding region: 251-1237 (328 amino acids)
Biological process (GO): mRNA 3'-end processing by stem-loop binding and cleavage; mRNA transport
Cellular component (GO): cytoplasm; histone pre-mRNA 3'end processing complex
Molecular function (GO): mRNA binding; histone pre-mRNA stem-loop binding
Source: RefSeq, a predicted model, not a curated record
GUUUACAUUAUCACAAUUCGAAAAUUCUCUAUUUGUAUACCUUUAUGCCCAUGAUCUUUCAAUUUUCAAUUAGAUGUACAUUUAUUACUGUAACAAAGACUUCUUUGUCUAGCCGAAUGUGUAUCGUUCGAUUCUAUAGAAAUGAAUAAUUAUUGAAAAGACUAAUUCUAACUGGAGUAUAAAUUUCACCUUUUUUUCAAGUGUAAAUUUAUUAAUACGUCUAAAAAGUGCUUUUUAAGGCUGACAAAUUAUGACGUCUGUAAACCGUAAGUCAACAUUAACCGAUUUAGCGGGUAAAAGUUGGGCUGAUCUCUGCGAAAGUUCGCAAUCAUCACAAUCACAAUUGGAGUCAAAUAAAGAAAAAAAUAUUGCUAAACAAGAAGAUAGUGAUUUGUACGAUCUAAUUUUUCAACCAAUUAAAAAAGAAACUGACAAAGUUGCUUCUCAAGAUGACCUUAGUUUAACCUCGUUUAUGAAUAAUGUUCAUAUGGUGACACCUAUCAAACAAGAAGACAUUAAAUCAUCAUCAUCAACUAUUAUUGAUGAAGAAACAAUUUGUAGUCCUUUUGUUAAAGAUGAAAUAGAAGUUAAAUUAAUAGAAAAUCUAGUUAAAAAACCAGAAGUUUCUAGUCAACUAAAUGGAAUCCAACAUGCUAAAAGAAGAUUAACUUCAGAGUGUGGUUCACUAGCUUCUGAAACUGAGUCUAUUGCAACUGAAAGAGUAAAAAAAGUUAAUAAACUAUCUAUUGAUCAAAAGGAUAUACACGAUGUAGAAAGCCCUAAGACAAGAUUGGAGCGAGAGACUGAUACAAUGAUUUUAGCUAGAAGACAAAAACAGAUUGACUUUGGUAAAAAUACAAUUGGUUAUGAAAGAUACUUGGAAGAAAUUCCUAAGCAUAAACGUAAAAAAGAACAUCCUAAAACUCCACCUAAGAAUUUGAAAUACACUCGGCGAGCAUGGGAUGGACUAAUAAAAAAUUGGCGUGUCAGGUUACAUUGUUGGGAUCCAGAUAGUAAAACCAAUGAUGAUGAUGCAUUAACUACUGGAUCUAGUUCAAAUUUAUGCUCCCUUGGAUCAAUGACCAGCUUAGAUUCAAAUUCUCAAGCGUCUGAUUCUAGACCUUCUUCUCCUCAAUCAGAUAAUUUAGAUCAAACAGCAAUAAAGCGUGAGAAAUGUAAUGCUUUUUCAUCUCCAGACCCUGUUAAAUUUAAAAAAGCCAAAACUGAACACAAAUAAAUAAUUGAACUAAAUGUAAUUAUUUAAAAUAUUUUAUUUGACCACUUAUUAGAAUUUUCAUAACAAAUAUAUUUUGUAGUA